ACACAUGGAGAGUUUGAUCUCUAAGUUGGGAAUGGCCAUUGAAAUAAUGGAAUAAUUCCCUACGUGUGGAGCACAAAGUGCAUCUGGAUCACCAUCAAAUGUCAUUCAAGUACAACAAAAGAGACAUCCCUCUAGCAGCAAUCUCAAACAAUAUUUUGGUUGACAUAUCGAAAUUGAACCUCAUGCGCUGGUUCUGUGAAUAGAAAAAUUUCUCAUUGUUCGUGACUAUGGACGUGUAAGAAGAGACGACUUUGAUGACUUAGAUGGAAACUUACUUGAAGCUAGAAACAUGGUUGAAAUGAAUCUUCAGCGAGGACAAGGAGCAGUCGGUCAUCUAUUGAAAAUGUUUGUCAACAAUAAAGUUGCUGACUACAACGAAACUAUUUUCGAAGCAGUAACAAAUACCAGUGUUGAUGGAUCACAGGCGGAUGACGUUUGGAAUAAAAUCCAUACAGUCUUCUACAGUCCAGUUAUAAAUGGUGAGGAAAGCGUAAGACCACGCCCAGGGACAAGCGCAAAUCGUAGCGAGAACAACGACAGAAUAAAAAACCAAAUGGCUGAAACGUGGACUACGGGGAUCGCUCCUAAAGUUUGUUCAAACUGGGAACUGUUUCUCUCAAUGCGACUACCGGAGUCCGUGACAAUCCAAGAUUAUUCUGUGGUGGUUCUAAAUCUUCUACGAGUACUAAAUGGAAUCAGUCGUUAUUGGGGAUCGUUGUACGAUCUCGAUAGUUACGACCCUAUCUCAACUAACAAUAAGUUUCUUCACCACCAACUAACCCACAAGGUUAAUCAACACCUCAAGAAAAUCGUACAAGAAAUCGUCCAAGAAAUCGUCCAGCCGAAGUUGUAA
Molecule: messenger RNA, 853 nt
Organism: Daphnia pulicaria
Lineage: Eukaryota; Metazoa; Arthropoda; Branchiopoda; Diplostraca; Daphniidae
Product: E3 ubiquitin-protein ligase TRIP12-like
Exons: 6
Coding region: 290-853 (187 amino acids)
Biological process (GO): proteasome-mediated ubiquitin-dependent protein catabolic process; DNA damage response; protein polyubiquitination
Cellular component (GO): nuclear speck
Molecular function (GO): ubiquitin protein ligase activity
Source: RefSeq, a predicted model, not a curated record